UCUGCUACUGUAAUCAACUAAUCAUCCAAUAGAUGGUGGUGUCAAAGUACGCAUUUCUCAUAUUCCUUAUGGACCUUUCUAAACCACCUAAACUUUAACAUCCAAACAUAUUCAAAUUUCGAGGGGCAACUUGGAGUCAUUUGCGAAUGUCGCACGAAAAAUAAAUUAGGUGAUAGACUAGAUCUCUAAACUCUGAACUGAGAACCGGCAUCGGUUUUGUAAUCACUCAGCAGAUGGGAAGUUUUUUGUUCCCAUCUGCGAUAAAACGAUGAAUAGAUAUCCUUAAAAAAGAGAUUUGUUCCCAUCUGAAAUGCAACGAUGAACAGAAGUGCUGCUUUUCGCCUUUACAGCUGGUGAAUGGUGCAAGAGUGCAGGGCAUUUAUGACCCUCCUCAAAAAAGCUUCGGCAAUGGCAUUUGACAGAAAAAGGACUCGGUUUUUGAAGAACAAAAUCAGCUUCAAGUUUGAAAAGACGGACCUCGUACCGAUGGGCUGCAGUUCGCUUGUACGCGCACCAUGCUCCCCUGAAGCCAUGCGGGUGGGAUGAUGCAGCACAUAGUUUCCCCAUAAACUCUGUCGGUUGCCCAAUCGGAGAGCGGUGAAGGAUGCAGUGGUGGACGGCUUUUUGGGUUAGGGAGGAAGAACCGGCGCCGCUUGUCUUCCUCUCUUUUUCUGGUCUGUCGUUUCAGGCGUUUAUGUAUGGUGCAUAUAAAUGUAUAGCAAGCGUCUGAUGCUCAAAGAUGCAGUUCGGGUGUUUCUGUCUCCAAGGGUUUCAUGUCCAGAGAUGCAAGUGUUCAGCAUUUCUGAGGGGCUACGGUUUGCAGAAGAGUGUAGAGAUCAGGAAGAGAUGGCGCGGAUGGCACUAGACUUCAAGGCCAAGUCUGUUCUGAUUAUGGUGUUUGCUACGGCUGCUCUGCUGUUCCUCCCCCUCAUGCUGCCGCCUUUGCCACCGCCACCUCCGGUUCUGCUCCUGGUUCCCGUCGCCAUUCUCGCCACCCUCAUCUUCCUAAGUUUGUCUCCAGGGGGCCGGCUCGAAAAGGAAAUCUUGUACGCUUGUUUAACUCUUUAGGGAUUCAACUUCUUGAAUGCAAGUUUUUCCUUGAAGAUCCUGAUUUGCUAGACGAUAUGCAAUCCGAAUUAGCAGCAGAAGACGUCACGUUUUGCUCUUUUUGUAGCAGUAAGCCUCUGUCGAUCAUCUGUCCAUCUAAGUUCCAGCAUAGUUGCAUGUAACAACUUUCAAAUUAAAAUUACAUGCCA
Messenger RNA from Nymphaea colorata (pocket water lily), 1256 nucleotides. Its product is annotated as protein AUXIN-REGULATED GENE INVOLVED IN ORGAN SIZE-like. The transcript is spliced from 2 exons. The record is from RefSeq and is a predicted model, not a curated record. Gene Ontology annotation, biological process: positive regulation of organ growth. NCBI's taxonomy places the organism in Eukaryota, Viridiplantae, Streptophyta, Magnoliopsida, Nymphaeales, Nymphaeaceae. Bases 712 to 1068 code for a protein of 118 amino acids.